GUGAGUCGUGAGUAGUUGUAGAUUCUUCCUUUGUCGCAUCAUGGCUGCUGGAUCCCCUGUGAAUGCCACCGAGCUUCCACUUGACUUGGUGAACCCAUCAGUUUCGGCCGAGGAGCCGUUGGAUGCUCGCGACAUUGAAUUGGUGCAGACCACUUUCAAGAAGGUGGCGGAAGUGGGUCCUGAAGCAGCAGGCCGCAUCCUCUUUGGCCACAUCUUCCGGAUUGCACCCGAAGCCAAAGCACUUUUCUCCUUUGCCAAAGACGAGGAGACAAUGUGGUUGCCGGGAAGCAGACUGGAGAAGCAUGGCGCAAGGGUUGUGAACACGGUUGCCACUGCAGUGUCCAUGUUGAACGACCUUGAGGCACUCGUCCCUGUCUUGCAGCGUUUGGGCCUGCAGCACGUGGGAUACAAGGUCUUGCCACCUCACUAUGAUGUGGUGGGCCAAGCAUUCAUCGCAACCCUUGACGAUGCCUUGCAAACCGAGUUCACUGAAGCUGUGAAGAACGCCUAUCUGAAGGUGUGGAAGAUUGUGCAGGCCACCAUGAUUGGAGACAAUUAUGCCUAAGUGAGCCUGAGCGACUUAGUGACUCUCAAACUCUCAGACUCUCGUUUCUUUACGCUUGAGAUUCGCUUGCUGUUGGAGACAGAAAGCGGAUGCCAAGGUUUUUGGGCCUUGGUUUUAGCAUAGCGGACCUAUGGUGCCGAACAAAUGUCUGAACAAUGGUUUCAGACUCUAGACCUUGUCUUGCUUGGAUCUUUGGGGCGAUGCGUAGCCAACAGACCUUGUCUUGCUUCUUGGAUCUUUGGAUUCUUUGGAGCGAUGUGUAGCCAUCAGCUCCCUGCAGUCAUUUGCGGAGAGACGCAAUGCC
Molecule: messenger RNA, 869 nt
Organism: Cladocopium goreaui
Lineage: Eukaryota; Dinophyceae; Suessiales; Symbiodiniaceae
Source: the annotation of a GenBank genome assembly